Megalops cyprinoides (Indo-Pacific tarpon) is the source of this 2650-nucleotide messenger RNA. RefSeq names its product cAMP-responsive element modulator-like. NCBI's taxonomy places the organism in Eukaryota, Metazoa, Chordata, Actinopteri, Elopiformes, Megalopidae. Bases 119 to 1039 code for a protein of 306 amino acids. The record is from RefSeq and is a predicted model, not a curated record. The transcript has 8 exons. Gene Ontology annotation, biological process: regulation of transcription by RNA polymerase II. Gene Ontology annotation, cellular component: nucleus; ATF4-CREB1 transcription factor complex. Gene Ontology annotation, molecular function: RNA polymerase II cis-regulatory region sequence-specific DNA binding; DNA-binding transcription factor activity, RNA polymerase II-specific; protein binding.
CGCAGGGGAGCAUCAGAGCUGACGUUGCGGCUACGUGUGCAGCGGCUCAGGCAUCCAGUGUUACCGUAAUCAGUGACGACUUUCACUACGUAAAAAAAAAAAACACUGUCCAAGGACCAUGGAAACCUUGGUUGCUCCUCAGCAAGUUCAAAUACAGAACCAGUCCAUGAACUCCACAGUUUCGACAAUUUCGCAGGUCUCACGGGUGUCUUCAGCAGUAAAUUCAGCGCAGGUACCUGGUGGUCCAGCAGCUGAGGCCCAGGGAGUCAUCCAGGCACCACAACCAUCUGUCAUUCAGUCAUCUCAGACUUACACUGCUCAGGUAGCAGCAGUGUCAGAAAAUGGAGAAUUAGCAGAUGAUGCCACUGACUCGCAGAGAAAGAAAAUGGUCCUAUCCAGACGACCGUCAUACAGAAAAAUUCUGAACGAACUGUCAUCAGAUGCCCCAGCAGUUCCUAAAGUUGAGGAAGAGAGGGGUGAAGAGGAGAGAGCUCCCAGCUUCCCAGCUGCACCAUCUUCUAUUAUUCAGACCGGCUCAGGCCAGUACAUUGCUAUAAGACAGGACGGAGCGAUCCAGCUCACCAGCCCCGUGAACGAGGGCGUCCAGGGUCGUCCGGCUGUGGCCGUGUCCAGUUCGGGAGUGCCGCUGCCUGGCGCCACGAUCCUACAGUACGCUGCGCAGUCGGGAGACGCGGCACAUCCGUUUUUCAUUCCAGGCAGCAAGAUGGUGGUGCAAGCUGCCACCGGUGACAUGUCAGCCUACCAGAUCCGCAGCUCCACGUCCAGCCUGCCGCAGGGCGUGAUGAUGGCGGUGUCCCCGGGCUCCCUGCACAGCCCCCAGCAGCUUGCCGAGGAGGCCACGCGCAAAAGGGAACUGAGACUCUUAAAGAACAGGGAGGCUGCCCGGGAGUGCCGCAGAAAGAAGAAGGAGUACGUCAAAUGCCUGGAGAACCGGGUGGCUGUGCUCGAGAACCAAAACAAGACUCUGAUCGAGGAGCUCAAAGCGCUGAAAGACCUCUACUGCCACAAACCAGAAUAGCCGAGGGCCGUGGUGCCGGAACCAAAAAGACUGAGACAGGCAUGAAAGAGUGUGGCUUAAUAGGUUGCUCUUAGGGUUUGGGGCAAAAACUGCUUUUGGCUUGUGUCCCGUCUCUGUUUGUGGCCUGGUUUUAAGCAACAACAAAAAAAAAAACCCCAUUGUGAACCCCGCCCUGCGUGUCGGAGGGCGGUAGCGUCCGUGUUUGUCACGCAGUAUUUCCUGCGUUGUCCAUGUCCGUGUGAAUGCUGCGUGUCGCCCCAGUUGCUUGUGCUUUUUGCAGGCCCUUCUGGGAGAAAGUGCUGGAACCAGCAGCAGGAGCACCCACUCUGCCUGGAGUCCCACCUCACCUCGCCGGAGUGCCAGUACAAGGAGUUCGUAGAUGAGCUCCUUGUGCGAAGUGUGUGGUGGAGAGUCAGAUUAGACCCAGCCAAUUAGAAUGCAGACAAGAGGGUGUCGUAACAAAUCCAGCUCUUUGUGCUUAGCCCCUCCCUGUUACUGUACAUAACAUUCCUGUGAUUACAUUUUUAAAUCCUGUCAAAAUGGAAAACCAAUGCAAAACAUGGUCAUUUUUAAAUGGUAGCUUUUGUCAAAGAUGAACUUUUUAUAUGCAUUGUUCCAGCAUCCAGGUGAAUUUUUCUAGAGACCCUCCUUCACUGCAGCAGCACUAUCAUAAAACACGAAAACAUGUCACAAAUGUUUAUGAGUCAGUUCGAAUGUCGCAUUUACUCAGAAGUGUCUCCUAAAGUAAACUGCAGAAUCGCUGUAUACUUAAAUGCACUAACCACACUGGCUAUGAGCUUACAGUAAGAGUUCCCCAGAGUCUGGGGGAUGCUCAUGGAAGCUUGCCUAGGCAUCUCCCACUUUCUUGGAAAAUGACCAGCACAUAACUUGUACCUCUAAGAGGAGACUUCUAUGAAAAAGUGUUAUUUUGCUAUUUAACAUGUAUUUAUUUGGUUAUUUAUGUUCGUUAUUAGAGGACUAGCUCUGCUCACACUGUAUAAAUAUAUGUUAGUUUGUGCUGUUAUUUUAAUGUAUCUCUAAGGAGAAAGAGAUGAAACGUUAGCAGAGCGUUUUAUAUGAAUGAGUUGAAGGAACAGAUGAUACCGUGCAUAGAUCUUGAUGUACAUCUGUCGUAUGGGCUUGGCAGCUGUGUAAAUGCAUUGUGUUGAAAUUGCACUGGCCUUAUUGCUUGAAUGAUGACUACAUUUUCCAAUGUGUACUUUGUUCUCCAGUUUAAGUGCAUUUCGUUAGUAAAUCUGUUAUUUAUAAUGCUUAACUUUUUGAGAAUAUAUGAAACCUUUCUCAAACGCAGUGUAAAAUUGCUUUCCAUGCACUUAGUAACAACGAAUGCAAGAUGUUUUGUCGCAUUGUUAUAUGAAAGUAGCUGUUGUUUCAUUUGUGUUGGUGCUUUUAUAUUUUCGUUAAAAUCAUCUUCACCUGGGGAAAAAGAAACUGAAUAUGUCACCCUCAGCAGUAUGUUGGUCAGCAUAAUGAAUAACAGUUAAGGCCUGAGCAAUCUAUGAAAUUAAUUUCUGUGUACUGUUUCUCUGGUGUUGCCAAGGUGAGAGCUUUCAGACUUGUACGCUACAGAAAUAUCAGCACUGAACAGGA